Molecule: messenger RNA, 2412 nt
Organism: Eimeria necatrix
Lineage: Eukaryota; Apicomplexa; Conoidasida; Eucoccidiorida; Eimeriidae
Product: armadillo/beta-catenin-like repeat-containing protein, putative
Exons: 3
Coding region: 1-2412 (803 amino acids)
Biological process (GO): NLS-bearing protein import into nucleus
Cellular component (GO): nucleus
Molecular function (GO): protein binding; nuclear import signal receptor activity
Source: RefSeq, a predicted model, not a curated record
AUGCUGCACAAAGCCGCAGCAGCAGCAGAACAGCAACAGCUGCAACAGAUGCUACCUUUGUAUGCCUCGCCACAGCAAUGCAAGAGACAUGCUGCUCCCCCGGCAGCCCCUGCUUAUCUGGACGAUCUCACCGCCCGCCUAACGGAGCAGCUGUCGCUCUCAAGACCCCCCCAUAGAGCAGCAGACAAGGCAGCAGCAGCUCCUGCUUCUCCGGGGCCUUGCUCUGUGCCUCCCAAUGAUGCAGCGGCAGAGUCGGAAAGCCCAGAAGUCUUGGAGGAAGUCACGCGGCUCCUCGAGCCCCUUCCGAAGCUGCUGCACAACGCACUCGAACAGCAGCAGCAGCAACAGCAGCAGCAGCACAACGAAGUGGUAGUAAUGCUGCUGAAGGGGGUGCGGGGGCUGCGCCAGCUGCUGUCUGCUGCUGGAGAGAUUCCAAUAGCUGCAUGUCUUCGUGCAGGUGCCCUGCCCCUCCUUGUUGGCUGCCUCGCGCACCACAGCAAAGCACUCAUGCUGGAAGCCGCGUGGUGCCUGACGAACCUCGGAAGCGGCAGCAGCGCGGACGCUGCUGCUGUCGUCAGCUGCGGGACUUUGGGUUUCAUCUUUUGCAGCAUUUUCAGCUUCUCGCCCGAAUCUCUUGCGCUUCCCUGCAGCCCCCUGACUUCGCCGCGGGGGGCUCAGCAGCAAGCCACGGGCAGCCCCGGGGCCUCGCGGGAGGCCAGCGGCUUGCCCACAGAGGAAGAAGCCUUUGAGCAGCUGCUGUGGGCUUUGGGGAACAUCACGGGCGACAGCGCUGCGUACAGAGACAUUGUGUUGUCGCAGGAGCUGCUGCAGGAGCAUGUGCGUUCUCUGCUGCUGCAGCCGCCGCAGCAGCACGAACAGCUGCAGCGGCAGCAGGAAGCUGCGCAGCGGCACGCCAUUACUCCGCAGCUCCAGCAGCUGCUGCUGCAGCAGCUCCACCGCAUAGCGGGCUCAGCACCGCAACAGUGCACCGCGCAGCUACAAGGGCAGCCGCUGCUGCCGUCGCUGCACCAACAGGUGUUGCUGCUGCUGCAGCAUGCCAAACGCCCCCAGACAUGGCGCACUGCCGUGUGGCUCAUUUCUAACCUAUGCAGGGGAACGCCUAGGCCAGAGGCAAAGCUGCUUUCGCCGCUGGUGCCGUUGCUGCGGCACGCGCUGCAGCAGGCCUCACCGCAGCAGGUGCUGCCACCGCAGCAGCACGCCGAGCUGAUUCUGCAGCAAGAGACGCUGGCGGACGUGUGCUGGGCUAUAGAUGGCCUCGUAACGAGGCCCGAAGGGGUCUCAUUGCUGCUGCAGACGCCACCGCUGUUGCUGCACGUCGUACAUGCCCUGGCUCACAGCAGCGGGUGCUGUUGCUGCGCCGUUGAUUCUACCCCUAACGAGGGAGUAGAAGGAAACGCUGCAUCUAAUGCACGCACUUUUGAGCUGGACGUUCUGACAGGGCGGAGAAAUAGAUGCUGUCGCGUGUGUAACCCCCAACUGGCGCACCUGUUGCAGGACCCGCAGCAACAGCAGCACAUGCUGCUUCCACUACAUCCGGCGCUACGCAUUAUUGGGCAAAUUGCAGCAGGAACAGCUCGGCAUACCCAGCAACUACUGUCCAGCUGCUGUUGCAUGAGAUGUCUGGCAAGCGCAACAGCUGCUGUACACGGCUCCACCGGGAGCAGCAGCAAUGCAGGCGGUUGCCUUCCGCCUGAGGAAACCCUCAAGCCUUGCUGCUCUAGAGGAACCCCCGUAGUGCUGCGGUGUCUGCGAGCCCUGCUGAUUCGCGUUAGUCUCCCUUCUCUGUGCAGAGAGGCAUGCUGGGCCCUCAGCAACUUAGCUGUGGGCAACAGUGAACAACUGCAGCAGCUACUGCAGUGCAACAUUCCGCAGUAUGCUCUGAUGCUGCUUGAACAACCACACUUAGGUGAUGAGCUGCGCAAAGAGGCGCUGUGGCUCGUGUCCAACGCAUGCACCACUGCAGCAACGUUUCAGCAGCUGCUCGUGAUGCUUCAACAUGGCGCACUACGGCAUUUGUGGGCUCUUCUAGAGGCUGCUGCUGCUGCAGCCGACGGCAGGGCCGCAGAAGCGGCCCUCAACGCAAUAUAUAACGUUGUGUUUUUGGCAGAGGCAGCGCAACAGCAACGAUCUGGCAUGAUCUCUUGUGGUUGCUGUGGCGCUACAGCAGCAGCGGCGCAGUGCUCCUGCUGCUGCCACAAGCCGCUGCUACUGCUAUCUUCUCUAAUGCCAGGAGAUGAGGGACUAAUGCUGCUGCAGCAAGUACGCCAGCAGCAUUUAACUGAUGCAGCGGACAUAAAAAGUGACCAGCUCGCCUGCAAGCUUUUGCAUUUACGGAACACCAUCAAUCCCUCCAUGUCCAGUGGGGGAAACUGCCAACUGUUUGUCAAUUGA